AGGGGGAUAAAUGACUUUCAAUCGACAUUAAGUCAGUGUUUAGUUUUGGGAUUGGGCAGUAGAACCGAAAGAGUUUGCAUUUGCAUUGGACUUCACGACUUCAGCAAGGUUGGGGUGUGUGUGUAAGUUGUAUUAGCAACCUUUUCUGCCGACGACGAGACGUUACGAAAUGAAUAAAGAUUGUCUGUCCUACUUUAGGUGACUAAUAACCUACUUUACAUUGUAUGUAAAGGAUCGGUAACGUGUUCCAAGGAAACAAUUUGUGUUUGUAUGCAUCAAGUUUCGUCUGUUUACUGUUUUGUUUAUAUCGGUAAGGUUAGGUGCUCUUGUUUUACUGAGUUUAAGGAUUUUCGGUAAAUUUUAUGAGUACUUAGUAGUACUGUAAGAGAGAUGGUCAGAACAAAUACGAAUGUAAAACAUGACGAGCCAUUAACUUUUGUAUUUAGUCAAUGUUUUUAGAAAAGGAAAGAUCAUUAACAGGCUUAGAAACUUUUAUCACAGAUUAAUAAACAUAUUUCAUCUGUCAACGAUGGAAGGGCGACUGGUUUAUGCUAACAACAAUGACAACUGGGAACAUCAAGAUGUAACACAAAAUGGAAUAGUUCAACCUCUUCUCACAGAUCUGUACCAGAUUACAAUGGCAUAUGCCUAUUGGAAAUCAGGAAAAACAGGAGAUACUGCAGUCUUUGAUCUUUUUUUUCGCCAAAAUCCAUUCCAAGGAGAGUUUACAAUAUUUGCUGGUCUCGACGAGUGCCUCAAAUUCCUCCAGAACUUCCACUAUUCCAACAGUGACAUUGCCUACCUAAAGGCGACUUUGCCACCGUCAAUAGAAGAAGACUUUUUUGUGUUUCUACAACGACUUAACGUCAAUGAUGUCACCGUUUACGCCAUCGAGGAGGGAUCUGUUGCCUUUCCCAAGGUUCCACUAAUGAGGGUGGAAGGUCCCCUGAUCAUAGUGCAGCUAUUGGAGACGACACUGCUGACCCUUGUCAACUAUGCCAGUCUGAUGGCCACCAACGCUGCUCGCUAUCGGAUGGUCGCAGGCAAGAACGUGUCUCUCCUAGAGUUUGGUCUGCGGAGAGCACAAGGCCCCGACGGUGGUCUGUCUGCCUCCAAAUACGCUUACGUCGGUGGUUUUGACGGCACCAGCAAUGUCCUUGCUGGCAAGAUGUACAACAUCCCAGUUAAGGGGACUCACGCUCAUGCUUACAUCACUUCAUUCUCGGACAUCGGUGAUCUUCAGCACAAGGUUGCGAAGACACAAAAAAGUAGUUUGAUCGAUGACCUGAGUGAGAUGAUGUCUGUGCAGAGAAUUGUUCACUGGACUGACCUAAGUGGCUCAGACCAUCGGUCAGAUUCGCUCAUGAUGUCUCGCAAGAUGCUUGUCGAUCGGAACACCGGACAGGAACGUGACCUUUUAGCACUGUCUAUUGAGUGGCGAGGAAAGAUUGCAGGGCUUCUGGACACCCUGGUAGAUGCAGCGUCUGAUGGUGAACUGGCUGCGCUCAUCUCAUACGCGAUUGCUUUUCCUGAUGGCUUCAUGGCACUUGUCGACACUUACGAUGUGAAAAAGUUUAACUCCGGACCGCUGAUGGAUCCUACUGUUGGACUCACGGCCAGAUCUCACGACUUACUCAUGAGUGGGCUGCUUAACUUCUGCGCUGUGGCGUUGGCGCUCAAUGAGCUCGGCUACCGUGCCGUCGGCAUCCGCAUUGACAGCGGAGACUUGGCCUAUCUCUCUAACAAAGCCCGAGAGUGCUUUGUCAAGAUCGGCAACAAGUACAACAUUCCCUGGUUUGCUCAGCUGCAAAUUGUUGCUUCAAAUGACAUCAAUGAAGAGACUAUCUUAAGCCUCAACGAGCAAGGUCAUAAAAUCGACUGCUUUGGAAUCGGAACUCAUCUAGUGACAUGUCAGCGACAGCCAGCUCUAGGCUGCGUGUACAAAUUGGUAGAAGUCAAUGGAGUUCCCAGGAUCAAGCUGAGUCAAGACGUAGGCAAAGUGACCAUGCCUGGACGCAAGGAUGCCUACCGUCUCUACGGUGCUGAUGGGCAUGCUCUGAUCGACCUGAUGCAGAGGUCCAUAGAGCCGCCGCCCCAGGCAGGCGAGAGGGUGUUGUGUCGUCAUCCCUUCCAGGAGUCAAAGAGAGCGUACGUCAUCCCCACUAGCGUAGAGGCAUUGUACAAGGUAUACUGGCAGAAUGGGAAAGUUUGUCAGCCUCAGCCGAGCCUCAAGGAAGUUAGGGACCGAGUCAGAGCUUCACUGCAGACUCUGCGCCAGGACCACAAACGGAACCUCAAUCCAACACCCUACAAGGUUGCUGUAAGUGACUGCUUAUACAACUUUAUCCAUGACUUGUGGCUUCAGAAUGCCCCGAUUGGCGAAUUGUCUUGAAGCUAAUGCUUUCCCAUCAUUGAAACCACAUAAAUGCUAGUCCUACCUUGCUGGUCUAGCAACACAACUUGAGUCGUUGCUGAAAAAAUAAAUCUUUAAGUGGUACUAGGUAGCUGAAUGUUAAAUUUAUUUUGUUGACUUUAAAAAAUGAAAUAUUGUUUUUGUGCUGUUAACAAGUGGUUAGUAUAUCCUUAUUUUGUUAUUUAGAUGUAGCAUAUUUAUUAUUUUUAGGCUUAAUCUUGUACUUCAUACUUGAUUUAUUUUCACUAUGCAACUUCUAGAUUAUAAAGUACCAAACUGUUAAAGCAUUAAUGGUUUAAGCACAAUAAAAUAAUAUAGUUAGCGCUGGAUUGUACAUUUGUCCAUUUUUGGAUAGUAGAUUAAAAGCUAUUGAUGAUGUUAAAUGUAAUUAUUUUUAUUUUUGAUUAGGAACUUUUUACAAAUUAUAAAUUCUAUGUUUUAAUUAUAUCUUUUACAAUCCAAACAUCUUUAAGGUAUCUCUUAUUUUGUUAAUUGUGCCAUUUUAUGUUUAAACGUAGUUAUCUAAUAUACCAAACUAGUGUGGACAUAAGGUAAAUGAGAUGUAAAUACUUUAUUUUUAAAAUAUAGGCAUUGGUUAGUUAGAAUAGAGAAAAAUAAUAUAUACAAAUAAUAGGUGCAUUUUAACAAGGCCGAGUAAUGUUAUAUGACAAAUGUUAUUAAUAUUGGAGUGAAUGAAGAUGAAUUGGAUGGUUUGGUUGUUAUAUCCACAACUAUCCAACCAAGCCUAUACCAAGUUUAGAUGUUUAACAAUUGUAUCUUCGCUACACAAUUUGUUGACUAUUUUCUGAUGCGUAUAACAUCUCAAAUGCUUACAGUUUAAACAGUUUCAUGGAGUAGUUAUUUUCAGAAGUUUGGACCAAACUUUUUUGAAACAUAUCCGUAGUAAUAAUUAAUUGGGGUUUCAAUUUUUUGCAGAUAAGUUAUUAAAUUAACACAGAUAUUAAGUGUUCCAGUAAGUGUAACAGGUAUUUUUGUUGUAAAAUCACUUGGUUUUUUUUAUUAUUAAGAUAAAUAAUUUUAAAUGGCUUCCAUUUGGAAUUGGAACACGGACUAAUUCCUUGUGUGCAGAUAGGUCCUAUUUGUCACGCUACAUGUACCAAGUUUGAAGUCAACCUUUCAAGGGAUUUUUAAGUGAUUUAUACAUUUGUAAAAAACAUGUUUUUAUGAAGUCUAACAGAAAUAAACAGUAUCAGCAAUUUGACACGUCAUACUCUCACCAGUUAGCUUGUCAACUAACCUUUUCAUGGGCAAGCGAUGGCAGUAACUAUUAUAUUUUAUGGGGACAGUCACAAAAGUCACGAAAACUUUUGAACCUAAACUAUUUAGUUUAGAGUAAAAUAAGCCUAAUUUUGAAAAAAAAAUCACUAUUAAAAAUCAAAAUAAAAAAAAAAUUAAAAACUCUUGGACAUACCAUGAAUUAGUACCCACACAUAUAUUUGUGUGUCCAUUAGCACGAUAACUCGAGCAAAAAUUAUCCGAUUUUGAUGUAAUUUGGUUCAAACAAGGACCAUGGGGUUUAAUGGGUUAAAAAUUGGUUUUUCUCAUUUUUGAUCCUCAAAACAUAAAAUUUUCCAAUUUCUCUCUAAACCAUUUAAAAGAGCUGAAAAAAACAAAUAAUUUAGUAUCUUGACGUGGUUUUGUAUGGUUAUAGGCUAUAGAAAAAAAGGAAAUUUAAAAUCUUUUUGUUAUUCUUAUGGAGAAUAAGUUGAACUGUUGUAGUUUGCUUGUUUAUGGAUAUGUUUUGAUCAAACUUGGCUAAUUUAUUCAUUUUAUAUACUAAGCUAUUAAUAUUUUCUAAAAAACACACUUUAUUACCCUCCUUGUGGCAGCAAACCUAGGUACUCGUUAUACGUAAUGUUAUUGGAAUGGAUUUAAUUGAAAAUCAAAUCAGGCAAAUGGAAAUUUGCUUAGUCUGCAGGUUUGCUGCGGCAGGGGUAUUAUCUAAAACAAACAGAAUUUAUAAGUCAGUUUGUUACAAACAAUGAUCUAGUUGUCAAAAUAAAGUGAAUAUAGUUAAUAAUGUUAAAUUUUAAAUUAUAUUAUACACUUUUAUAAACAUAACUAUAAAAAAUCAACUUGAAUUUGGUCUUUUAAAACUAAGUCUUCAUUAAUUCAGUCUCAGUUACUUAUAACAAAUUUAACCUACAUUUUAAAGGUACAGUACCUGAAUCAGUUUUAGUACUUAUUUGAAGUACUUAACAAAACCUAUUUCUUGAACAAAUAAUUUUUUUUUCAAACUAUCUUAAGGUUAAUGUUUGUAUACUGUUACAUUUAGUGAACUUAAUAUGUUUACCUACGGCCGUUUUUUAACUAGCCUUUUCAAUUCAGUUCUUAGAAUUGAAAAAUUCACUUUUUUACAGUAUUGUUUACUUACUUAACAUAAUUGAUUUGUUACUUUACAGUACAAGUUUGGACCAAUGAAGUUCAAGGAUUGAGAGAAAAGAAGUAAAAUUUUAAUGCUUCAAACAUCAACUUAUUAGCGGUUAAAGCCAAUUUAAUUGAUUAUACAAUGAGUGAGUGGCUGGGUUGGAACAAUGAGUUAUUGCAUCACAAUCAGUGACAAUGAGAGGUUAUAAACAAAAACAACCUCUCUUAGACAUUAUGAGUAGUGAUUAUUAGUAAUUUAAAAAUGGUCGUAGGUAAAGUAGUGUACGCAACUCACGUAAUUAGCCUUAAAGACAGUCGUAGAAGUUUUACAGGCACUUGCCAAGGCUCGUACCUUAAAUUUUAUACUUGUGUCUUAAAGACUAUCUUUAUGCGAUUGUUGCGUAAACUACAAAAAUAAUUUGACUGUUACUUUUUUAGUAAAAUUUUAAAUAUACUACAGUUAUACCAGGAUGUUAGUGCCUAGGCUGUUGUUACCGUUUAGUUGUAAGUUACCACCGGAUGCAGUUAGUGCUAACUAAGCAUUCCAAUAUUUUAUUGUUUAAGGCUAACUAGGUGUUGCCUACUCACAUUGUUCAUAGCACUAAAUUAAAGCUAGACAUUUGUAACAAUCAUAGAGAAGUCACAUAAUUUUUUCACAUUGUAGUAAAAGUUUGUAAAAA
This is a messenger RNA of Macrosteles quadrilineatus (aster leafhopper), 5481 nucleotides long. RefSeq names its product nicotinate phosphoribosyltransferase-like. Gene Ontology annotation, molecular function: nicotinate phosphoribosyltransferase activity. The transcript has 16 exons. NCBI's taxonomy places the organism in Eukaryota, Metazoa, Arthropoda, Insecta, Hemiptera, Cicadellidae. The coding region runs from base 530 to 2392 and encodes 620 amino acids. Gene Ontology annotation, biological process: NAD+ biosynthetic process. The record is from RefSeq and is a predicted model, not a curated record.